AUGGCGCCCGCCAAGAUCAUUGACACCGUCCUUUCCAGUUCUGCCUCGUUUUCAAACUUGACCAGCAAUGGCAAUGGCGUUUCCAAGUCGGUCGAGACGAGCUCCGGCACCGCCGCUGCAGAAUGCGCCGUGGGAACCAAAACCUGCCUCGAAUACGACGAGCAAUAUGUGACGCGAGGGAUCCCGCCCCUGCCUGUGGUCCUCUCUAAAGCCGAAGGAGCGCGUCUUUGGGAUCCGGAGGGGAAAGAAUACAUUGACUUUUUGGCCGGGUUCUCGGUGGUCAACCAGGGACAUUGCCAUCCUCGGAUCACUCGAGCUAUGAUAGAUCAAUGCCAGAAGAUUACGCUGGCCGGCCGUGCCUACCACAACGACCAGUACCCGGUGCUGUGCAAGAAGGUUUGCGAUAUGUUCGGCUACGACAUGGCCUCGUCCAUGAACUCGGGAUCCGAGGCUAUUGACCUGGCAAUCAAGAUCGCGAGGAAAUGGGGCUAUACGGUGAAGGGCAUCAAGCCCAACGAAGCGUUGGUCUUGACUUGCACGGGAAACUACCACGGAAAGACGCUGAGCCCUCUUUCCGCCUCCGACGACCCAGACAUUAGAAAUGGCUAUGGACCGUUCAUGCCCGGGGUCGGACCAUUCUGCGCCAGCCGUCCGGUCCGCUUCAACCACAUCGAAGACCUCGAGGCCGUGAUGGAGGCCGACGGGCCGAGACUUGCCGCCUUUCUGGUCGAAUGCGUCCAAGGGUACGCUGGAUGUAAGGUUGCCACGGAUGGCUACAUCAAGGCCGCCCGGGAUCUCUGCCAGAAACACAACGUUUUGUUCAUCGCCGACGAAAUUCAAUGUGGGCUUGGUAGGACCGGUCACUUGAUGGCCUACGAGAGGGAGGGAAUCAAGCCUGAUAUGGUGGUGCUCGGAAAGGCCUUGACGGGAGGCUUCUACCCGAUGGGCAUGGUCUUGGGAAUGAGGGAAACCAUGAGCCAAUUGCUUACAGGAGAAAAUAGUUCCACCUUUGCCGGUAGCCCGCUCGGCAGUGCCGUUGCGAUGGCAGCCUUGGAUGUUCUGGUUGACGAAAAGCUGGCGGAGCGAGCGGCGAGAUUAGGACCCCUGGUCUGGGAGCGACUGGAAAGAAUCAAAUCCCCGGCUCUCCUGGGCUUCAGCGGCCGCGGUCUUUUCUACGCCGUCUAUCUCGACCACUCGCACCCCUCAGGUCGCGUCACGGCCAGGCGGCUUGCUCUGCUUCUCAAGCAGCGCGGCCUGCUCGCGUAUUCGGCUGCAAAUCGCCUUCGUGUUGCGCCACCCUUGAUGAUCCCGGAGAAGGAUCUUUGGAAAGGAAUCGAUAUCAUCGAGACCGCUCUGAACGAUUUGGUUGAUAUUGAGGACCACAUCGACGGAGAGGACUGA
Capronia epimyces CBS 606.96 is the source of this 1401-nucleotide messenger RNA. Its product is annotated as ornithine-oxo-acid transaminase. Gene Ontology annotation, cellular component: cytoplasm. Bases 1 to 1401 code for a protein of 466 amino acids. The record is from RefSeq and is a predicted model, not a curated record. The transcript is spliced from 5 exons. Gene Ontology annotation, molecular function: pyridoxal phosphate binding; identical protein binding; L-ornithine transaminase activity. Lineage: Eukaryota; Fungi; Ascomycota; Eurotiomycetes; Chaetothyriales; Herpotrichiellaceae.